AUUAUAAAACCAAUUUAGUUCUUUUGGAGAAGAAAUGGGUCAGGGAAAAGGCAAUGCCAUGGCAAUCACACUCUUGCUCUGCCUCUCUCUCCUCCAAUCUCACAUGGCUCAGGCUGCAGUCUACUUUGUUGGAGGUUCCAAAGGAUGGACCUUCAAUGUCGCACCCUGGACUAAGGGAAAGAGAUUCCGUGCUGGCGAUGUACUCGUGUUCAACUAUUCUAAGAUGGCACACAAUGUGGUGGCAUUGAACAACAAAGUGGGCUACAAUUGGUGCCAAAAGACAAAGGGGUCAAAGGUUUACCAAACAGGAAGGGACAGAAUCAAGCUUGUCAAAGGAUACAACUUCUUCUUCUGCGGCUUCCCUGGCCACUGCAAGGCUGGCUUGAAGAUCGCCAUUUAUGCUUUUUAACACAACUCAUAAAUAAUCAACAUUAAUUAUGAUAAUUUAAUCAUCAUCAUCAUCUGUUUUGUUUUUUCUUUUCUUUUUAAAUUUAUGUACUUGGGAAAGCAAAGCUUGCAUUUUUGCUACCUGGUCGGCGACAGAUGUGGCUGCUUCUGUGGAAGGAGUUGAAGCUAUGGUUUUAUAUUAAGAAUAAGGGGAAAAAAAAAAGAGAUUAAAUAAUUGAAUUUGUUGUGGUUUUAUUUUUA
Momordica charantia (bitter melon) is the source of this 648-nucleotide messenger RNA. Its product is annotated as basic blue protein-like. The record is from RefSeq and is a predicted model, not a curated record. Gene Ontology annotation, molecular function: electron transfer activity. Gene Ontology annotation, cellular component: plasma membrane. NCBI's taxonomy places the organism in Eukaryota, Viridiplantae, Streptophyta, Magnoliopsida, Cucurbitales, Cucurbitaceae.